CUUAAAAUAUUAGUUUGUUGUUAUGUUAACCGCAAUCUACCGAUGUUUAUGGUAUAGGCGCUGCUCUAUACGCUUCUGGUUGUAUAAAAGACCCCUAGUGAGUGUAGUGUGUCUAGCGACAAUAAUUAUAACGGUUCAGAUAAUCCUCAUGUCUUGGCUUAGCGCUGAUUCUCAGAAUUUUGAAUUAAACCGUGAGGUUUAUCGUGCGAAGGAGAUGGAAGAGAGCAGAGUGGGAUUAAACAAGGUUGCUAGAGUUGCACAAAAAGCAAAGAAAAAAGUUGAACAAGAAGGCCUAGGAAAAAUUUUAGGAGUUCCUGAUGAUUCUCAGAGUAAAUAUAAACCCAAUGAAGAUGGAAAAUUUAAUUGCCUUUUCUUAGAUCAAACUAUAAAUUAUGAUAGACUAAACGACGAUUUUUGUGAUUGUCUGGAUGGAUCUGACGAACCUUCGACAAGUGCCUGUCAGUCCGGGCACUUCUUCUGUUUGUCCGGGACGAAAAUACCGUCGAGUCGAGUUAACGACGGAAUCUGUGAUUGUUGCGACGGAACAGACGAAUUUCGUCGCGAGGUUGUUAUUUCAAAAGUAGGACGAGACAUGCAGCAACGAAUUCGACAUUACUUGUCCCCUUGUGAGAAUGUCUGCUGAAAAAGAGAUUGCUGUUCUUUUCAGUUUAUAGUUUUUGAUUACAUAUUAUCUGAGAGUUGGUUCUAAACGGCCCAGUUUGCCUCCGUGGUUGGGGGGAAUAUUCAUAGACUACAAGUUUGUAUGAUCAAAAGUUUCUGAAUUAGAGAAAUAACACUUGUCCUAUCUUUGCGGUAUGUAAACACAACAAACACUGUUCAAAGUAUCUUCCAAGUAGAUCUUCUUCCGAAAUAUGAAUUAUUUUCACAGUCUUCUUUUAAGCAAUUACAUUUUUUUAUGCCAGAUUCAGUUUUGGGUUGUUUAUGAAUACAAUAUAAAAGUUCGUACCUAGGCUGUAACUGUAACUAUUGUGAUACUGUAUGAAAUACAAAAAUGUUUGUAUCUAAUUUGUAAAUGUCAAGAUAGAAAAGAUAUUCCUAAAGUUG
Eurytemora carolleeae is the source of this 1065-nucleotide messenger RNA. Its product is annotated as glucosidase 2 subunit beta. The transcript has 5 exons. The record is from RefSeq and is a predicted model, not a curated record. Lineage: Eukaryota; Metazoa; Arthropoda; Copepoda; Calanoida; Temoridae. Gene Ontology annotation, biological process: N-glycan processing. Bases 23 to 643 code for a protein of 206 amino acids. Gene Ontology annotation, molecular function: protein binding. Gene Ontology annotation, cellular component: glucosidase II complex.